Molecule: messenger RNA, 4594 nt
Organism: Armigeres subalbatus
Lineage: Eukaryota; Metazoa; Arthropoda; Insecta; Diptera; Culicidae
Product: centrosomal protein of 104 kDa
Exons: 10
Coding region: 833-3853 (1006 amino acids)
Cellular component (GO): cilium
Source: RefSeq, a predicted model, not a curated record
CCAUCCGAAAAGGACUGUCAUUGCACUUGGCUGGAUUUUGAAAAAUCGAAAGAGAAAAUUAGGAAAAAAUAGAUUUUCAUUAGCUUCUAGUUUUUAAUUUUUCUAUUGUUGCACAGUUCUAGGAAGUGAUUGGAUUACUUCGUGUGGUUUAUUGAUUAACAUGAUUUUAUUUCAAUCAGUGACGUGGAAAAAUAGGAUGGAUUAACACUUCCACUAUCUCGUGAAGAAUAGAGAGUGCUCGAAGAAAAUCGUCUGGUGGCAGCUAAUUUGCAUACGAAAUUGAAAACCAUCGAGUCUGAUAACUUUUAAGUAUUCUAAUCAAAACUAACGUCAAUUUGGCCUAAAUACAGUUAACUGCAGAGCCACCAAAAUGUGAUAUACUGCAUUAUAUCAUCGACGGGGUGGAAAUUUGCUUUUCCUUCGCAUGGAAAAUUGUCAGUGUCGCAUUCUUUGUCUUGUUCUUCUUCGUAUGGGAUAGACCGAUUGCUGCUGUUGUUGCAUACCUCACAGGCGCAGCCGGGUCCUUAGCAGCGAUAAAGGCGUAUGUGAGAGUGCGGUGGAUACGCAGAGGCUAUCAAAGUGUGAUACAAAUCAUAUCGGAAUGAUACGAAAGUGGAGCUCAUAAAACGAACAACUCCAUUGCACAAUCAUUGCCGUGGUCCGUGAGCAAGGGAUAAGCUUUCGGUAAACAUUUUUGGCACCCGUUUGUAUACUUUGCCUUAGGGAGCACGUUAUAUAACACGUUAUAGAUUAAACUUUCAACAACGAAGGCCUGGUCCUAAUCAGAGGCAGCAGUAAAUUUUUAAUCAACUUACAGAGCACCCCGGCCGAUAUGGCCAAGAAGAUUUCAUUCAAGGUGGUGUUUGCCUCAGAUGAGGAUUCUGACUACCCCGCCAGUGAACUGAACAGUCAUAGUCCUACGGUGCAUGGAUGGCGGUCGAACCCGAGCAGCCCGGUGACACCGAAGGAAAUUGUCCUUCGGUUCUUUAACCCGGCCCGGAUAACCCGAAUUCAAGUGUUGGCCCAUCAAUACUAUAUACCGGAGCGUAUCGAACUAUGGCUCCACUAUUCAAGUAAAAGUGCACCAAGUACUCCGUCCAGCCAAAGUUUCGAGUACAUGGGCUUUGUAGCUUUGUCCGAUAACUCCAGUACGAACUUCACAUCCCGGGAACUUCAAAGUGUGACUGUUACUCCAAAAGUUGGAUCUCAUCUUAAACUACGCCUUGGACCACCGUAUUCAAACAAAUACAAUGCCGACAAUCAGGUGGCUCUGCUGGCAAUCAACAUCCUCGGCGAAGAACUAACCUCCGAAGAGCUGGCUUCCAUUCAGUCCAACACUGCACUGUUGAACGCAAUGCCGGCUAACAUUGAUGUGUUAAACAGCACGCUUGCAUCGUUGUGCGAUGAUUUGUCUUAUUCUAUGUACGUAGAAGAGGGUAUUUGUGAUGUCGUUCGCAGAAUGGAAAUGCUAAAGGUUCAAGCAGUUCAAGAUGAACGCUUUGAGUAUGCAAGAAAGCUAAAGUUGUGCAUGACAGCAUUACGCACGGCAGGCGAACGACUUGGGCGAUAUGCCUUAGCGAAACGGCAAGCUGUUCAGCAGGAAGACUUCAGCACGGCUCGAUUGCGUAAGGAACAAAUAGAAAUGUACAGGAAAGCAGUAUUCGAUCAACUUCGAGUGGAAACUUUACUUCAAAGCGAUAAGAAUAUUACCAGUAAUGAUAGCUGUUCGGAGCUGUACGCUUCCAAACCGACGUUGCCUUCUCCACCUAGUCUGCAGGACGUAGCAAGUGCUUUAUCGGAAACCUGUCUGCCCGUUGUGGCGGAAGCUGUUACCAAGCAGCAAAUCCUACACGAUACGACUGAUUCUACCACUACGACCACCACCAAUUCAACAACUUCAGCAUCCAGUGGCGGAGCUACCAGUAAGCCACACGACUCCACUCCUAGCAAACACUCACACAGUCUAUCCAGACCAGAUGAUAUUCCAAACUCUCCCCUACUUAGCCAUAAGGGUCGAAGCCCGAUGCGUUCGCCAACGAAUACGGGUUCGCUGCGUCGACGAAACAAAAGCGCCCCCAGGAAUAGUUACGAAGACUACGAUGAACGAGCAAUCACUACACUAAGGCAUUCCCAUACCAACGAUUUCUUCCGGGAGUGUCAGGGGACGGCGAUGAUCGAAAACGAGUCGGGAAAAACUCGCUGCAAGCUGAACGAACGUGAAAGGCGGCAGGCAGCGCUACCGAUACUGAUCUUUGGAAUGGAGCUGGUUGAGUUGAUCUACUCGCGACAGUUUACCGACCGCGAAGAAGGUUUGGUACGGCUGCGGAGCAUUCUGAAGCGGGAAAGCGAUGAAGAUCAAUCGGCCGGACCGAACAAGAUAUGUCGAAGCGCCACGCUUUUGCUGCACCGUGGAGUUCGUGAUGCAGUGUUUUCGGUUUUUAGCCAGGCCACAGAGACGGUCCGAUCGCUGUUCAUGGAGUUUGUGCCAAAUCGUGUAUCACCGAGUGAAGUGUCUCGAUCUGUGGAUCGUCUUUUACCGGAGCUUCUAUCAAAAAGCGGGGAUCCUUCGGCCAGGGUUCAUACGCUGGCACAACACACAAUCCUUAGUAUUGCAGCGUGUCAAGAAGUGAGAGAUCAACAUCUGAUCGCUCCCGCACUGUCUAGACCGGUUGGUAAUGGAACUCAUCCACGGUUGGCGCUUAGCAGGAUGCAAAUGCUGGAACAGCUAGUGCUGAGCCAAGGUAUAUCCAGUGACAAGCAGAGUGGAUUGGCAUGUCGAACAUUAUCUGAAGCGGGGUGUUCAGGCAUUCAUCAUCCAGCGGAGUCCGUACGUAAGGUCGCCGAGCGGGUUCUUCUGUUGGUAUACAAGGUAAAUCCUAGGUUGGUAAGAAAACAACUGCCCCCGGAUGAUGAUAUUACGCGGCGGAAUCUGCUUUAUCGGCAGUUAUUUACCGAAUUUGAUAAGCUCGAUCUGCAACGUAAAAAGGAAAUGUUGGAAAGUAAACAAUUCAGCGGCCCUAACGCUUUUGGUGGAAUAAGUUCUCCGCCGAUGUCGAACAGUUCGAAGAACUCGCCACCGGUUGAGGUUCGAAAUCGAGCGUUGCGAUACGACAGUGCCGGAAGCACAGGGCGAACGAUAGUCAGUUUCUCCGACGACAAGAACUCUAAUGGGCAGUCAAAUUUCAAUUCACUGAAAUUGCAGGAUUCGCAUCUGAGUCCGGUGAGACGACCCGAUUCGGCUGGAAUCAUCAAGAGUAAGAGUGGCCACGCCAUAGGUCAUCACCAUUGGACCAGUGAGGAUAAAUGUGAAAGUUCCUACUACGAGAAGCCGAGCUGCAAUGGAAAAGAGCAAAAGUUGAGCCAACCCAAGACGAUGCUGUACGACAGUACGGUUGGAUUUCUUGGGUCGGAGAAUGGUGGCGGCUCUCGGAAGAGCUCCAACUCGGACUCGUUCGAUGGGAUAGACAAUGAGAUUCGCUGCCCGUUCUGUGAUUGGAUCUGCCAUGGGGACCCUACCCAGCUUGACAAGCACUACUGGAAGGCGUGCCCCGUGCUGACCAAAUGUCCACAGUGCAGUCAGAUAUUGGAGGUGGCCGCGCUAUCGCCGCACCUGAUAAAUGAAUGUGAGGCAAAAACUAGUUACGUUACCUGUGAACGUUGCACGGAGUCAGUGCACAAGGAUCUCUACGAGUACCAUAUGAUGGAAGAUUUCUGUCGAGAGCUUACUACUGGUGCAGCACGGUGUCCAUUAUGCCACGACGACGUUCUCCUACCGCUGGACGGAGGUUGGAAGCGACAUCUACUCAGUCGAUCAGGUUGUUUAGGAAACACAAGACGAAGAAUUAAAGUUUAGAUACCAUAAAUCAAAAUAUCUACUGUUGAAAGGAAACAUCUUCUGCAGCGUAUCGCUUUUUAGUCUGAAUGUGGCAAAUGAUCCGGGGGUGGAGCUAGUGGAUUAGGAUAUUUAAACAUCUAGAGUUGCUUUUAAAUGUCUUUUAAACAUUUUAUCAUUCUCUAAUGCUACUACCAGUCAAAGUGCAAAUAGAUAGAUCCAAAUUGAUUCAAAUCAACAGCACCAAACGAAAGCAAACUAACUAGUAGACACAUUCAAAUUUUAAAUCAAGCAACAAGUUUCUGAACUUAUUGUUCCGCUGAGAUAGCGGUUAUUAGAAGUGUAUAAAUAAAUCCAGCAGCAUUUGGCUAAUCAAGACACUAACGCAGAUGGUACCAAUUUGUUAUAUUGUAAUACACUACAGCAAAAGAAUUUAUUCGAGUUCAAUACACAUGGAACCAGAAAAUCUGAAGUCAAACUUAUGCAUACAAAAAUGACAAAUAUGGAAACAAAAACUAACAGUAGAGAAUGUUUUGUUGAAUAGAUUUUUUAACGACAAUUCGAAAUUUAGAGCAUUGAUUAGAAGUUUUCCGCAAUUAAUAAAUACAAAAAAUACAUUCAAUUGUCCGUGUCCGAUAAAUGGCAAAAUUUAUGAAUUUAUAAAAAAUCUGUCCAACCAGUAUAAAAAACCGUAAAAGUAUUUCCCGUCCUAAACCUUGAAUCAAACCGAGUAAUAAAUAAAGAGUCAUUUUUUAUUUGAAA